Molecule: messenger RNA, 3876 nt
Organism: Hyalella azteca
Lineage: Eukaryota; Metazoa; Arthropoda; Malacostraca; Amphipoda; Hyalellidae
Gene: IntS1
Product: integrator complex subunit 1-like
Exons: 10
Biological process (GO): U2 snRNA 3'-end processing
Cellular component (GO): integrator complex
Source: RefSeq, a predicted model, not a curated record
GUAAAAUGUAAACAACUACUACAGUCGUCGGUUGGCAACGAUUGAGUGUGUGUAUAACAGGUCAAUCUUCAAAAUUUUACACGGCGUGGUCAAUUCUCGGCAAAAUUGAGUUUGCUGCUCAUGCGAUUGCGAUGAAUAGUUGUUGAAUUAACUAAGUUUGUGUAUAGUACCUAUAAGAUGGAGCGAAAAACAGCAAGAGGCGUGAAACCCAAAAACGUACCUGUCGGCAAUUUAAUUACUUUGGGUAACAAGUCGGCAGUAAGAAGUGAAGCUGAGAAAAUCGUACCCUACCCGAUUGGCAAACCUGGAGGAAGUGUGACCGACAGAGGGCGUGAUGUGGCAGGUCCAUCUUCCCUGCACAGCAAGAAGCCCAUCAAGCCUGGUGGCUACAUCAUAGGCCUGCCAGGCCGAUCCAAUGUCCUGACCAAACCCACCCCAGGCGAGCCAGUGAACGUCCUGAGCGAGGAGUGGGAGAACAUUGCUGAGGAGGUGGACGGCAGCGAGCUCAGCCUCUUCGUUGACGCUGCAGAGACUGAUGAAGACUUUGAGCGCACAGAAGCCCUACUUUGUGGUGCCAUCAAGAUGCUGAAGGCUUCCAGGGCCAAGCCUGACGUGCCCCACUGCUUCCACUUGAUGGUGCUGGCCAAACUCAAGCCUUCGAUGUUCUCGAGGAGCAUGCUUGUGACGGAUGCUCUGUGCUCGCUACUCAGGAGGGAUCACGCCAUGUCUUUCAAGACCAAAAGCAACCCUAGCGUGGCCGUGAUGGCCGCCAGCAUCCUGCUCAUAGCCCAUCAAGAAGAACGUUGCUGGCCCGAACAGUUCAUCAGGGCCUUCAUUGAUGACUCCCUUGGAGAACGCGUGUGGGUCGACAUGGCUGAAUGCAAGGGCUUCGUGGACAAUAUAAUCACGGCCUUCAAGACAAAAAUGCCGCCUAAGAAUUUCAUGUUUCCCGACAUGGCCCUCGGGAACCGUCCCGACUGCCCUUCGCCACCAAUCUCCACCUGUUCUGGUGGAGGGGAGUCGGGAGAUGGUGAUUCCGAGAUGUCUCUGGAAUGCAAGGAGAGUCUGGACGUAGCCGUAUCCAGCCGCUAUUUUACCAUGAUUCAUCGUGUUGAAGAACUCGUUAUGGAGACUGUGCAUAACCAGUUCUCCCUACGUCACCAAAACGUGGAUUCCGUGGCUCGGAAUUUCAUCAGGUUUCUCUCGUCUGUCACUGGCAUCAUGGAAGUUCGUAAAAUAGUUUCUACUAAACUCGAGAGUUGGUUACAGAGUCCUAAACUGCAGCGCCCUGCAACUGAGCUUCUCAUGUCCUUGUGCAUGAACUGCAACACCCACUUGCCUGCUGAUGUUGAGACCAUCGGCCACAUAAUCCGCUUCAGGAUAAAGCACAAGCCGCUGCUAAACCAGUACAUGUCGUGUCUCAAAGAGCUCCUCGCUGCCCAUCCUGAUAAUAUCCAAACCGCAAUCAAGAACACCAUCUACAACGAGCUCUCGAACGCCAGGAACCCGAGCAACAUGCCCAUAUUGUCCGUUAUAUUCCAGUUCGCCCCUGAGCAUUCCGCCAUCACGCUAGCCGAGGAGUUUCAAGAACUCUUCUGCAACAAGGAAGAUUUUCACCGCGCCUUGCGCAUGCUCUUUAGAGAGAUCGUCAGGGGCCUGCGGUAUGACAUGCUAUUUCAGAAGUUCUGUCAGGGUCUUAUGAGUGAACCUAAAGAUCCUUUGGUGAUCCGCGAGAACCCUGAGAUCUGCGAGCGCAUGUUCUUUGGCGUGACCGACAUCAUAGUCAUGGUGAUGUUUGUGGCGAUCUCCCCGGCCGUUCGUGAGAGCGCCAUGCUGCUGUUCCGGGGGGAGCACCGCGACUUGGAGUGCGUGAGGCGAUAUCAGGAGAUGGUGUCGAGCAUCCAGCAGGACGCCAUGUCAUGGAUGCUUAAAACCGUGCCUAAACUAUUCAGUCCCAGCAAGGACGACUACAUGAGAGCCUUGCACAAGCUGCUCAUGAUGGACCCUCCCGACACCUACGCCAUCAAGGACAAUUACCCCGCCGAAAACGACCGACUUCUCUUCGUGAAGCUCGCUUCAGAAGUGCCGCUGAAGCAGGAGACGCUCAUGCGGCUGCUCAUGAUCGCCGUCACCAAAGAUCAGUGGGUCAAGCCCCAGGAUCUGAUCGAACUUGUGGACAAGCUGAUCAAACGCGCCACGUCAUUGCCCAUGGAGGACGUCGAGGUGCUUCACAUUGACGAUCCUAAAAUCAUCGACCUCAUCUUCAACCUGAGCCUCUACAUCCCUCCCGAGAGCGCUUACUUCCCCCACGGGUACCGGCCCCCUAAGAUGGCCGUCACGACUUCCUACUGGAAGGCGUGGACGAUGUUGCUGCUGGUUACAGCCCAUAACCCUGGCGUGUUUGGGCAAUUGGCCUGGGAGUCGUACCCAACCCUGCGGAUGAUGAUGGAGAUGUGCAUAACGAACUCGUUCGUGUUCCCAUUGCCGACUCUCUUGGCGGCAGGGGAAAAGGCCGAAGACGUAAUCAACCAUGAGCAUCUGCUGGUCGCCAAAGACAAGGAAGUUAUCUUGCAGCUGGAAGAAUACCUCGCCCAAAAAACCAUUAAUGAACAAAACAGCCUCCUGGUCUCCCAGACCAUGUCCAUGGACUACCACGGCGUGGCGCGCAAGCCACCCCCCGCCGUCAUGGACCAACUCAAGGCCUUGAACGCCUCCCACCGCAUCGGCCACUUGCUGUGUCGCAGCCGGAACCCUGACUUCCUGCUGGACAUCAUCACCCGCCAAGGGACGUCACAAAGCAUGCCGUGGCUGGCUGAGCUCGUGCAGAGCCACGAGAACGCCUUCUCCAUGCUGCCGGUGCAGUGCCUCUGUCUCACUCCUGCUGGAGGUGUGGAGCAGGAGGCGGACCUCAGCGACCACACGUGGCUCCUCAAGCACCUCAAGAGCCUGCCUGCCUUCCCGCAGCUAAAAGAAGAGGGAAACAAUGAACGGUNCGCUGCCACGAACGCGGCUCUGCGGGCGGCCAUGCAGGUCGAGACUGAGCCCAGCGCCGUCAGCGCCUACCUCAGGUUCCUGGCGACACACACGCGCGGCGACAGCGUCCAGGACCAGAGUGGGCUGGUGUCGGACCUCGCCCAGGUGAUCGUGGAGCGAUGCACGAUCUGCAGCGCCAUCCUGCCGCUGCCCGACCGGCCGAGCGCGUUCGCCCACGCCCCCAGCUCCCUGAACGCCUUCUUUGUCAUCUUCGUCAAUUACAUGCGGGCCGUCAAGCUGCCCUGCACCCGCGAGACUUUCUCUUGGGCUGACAACCAGGACCAGGUGCGCGUGCAAUGGGCCAACGGAGAACAGGCAAUCCUCCACAUCCUUGUCAUCCACGCUAUCGUCAUCCUCCUGACAUAUGGACCGAGCUCUUGCUCUGAGGGCCUCUUCCACGAGCUCAUGGCCAUCUGGUUCCCCGAGCAAAUGCCACAGGCGUUCCUAGUGGACACGUCAGAGGAGGCUCUUCUCUUCCCCGACUGGCUGAAGCUCAGAAUGAUCAGGUCGUCUGUACCGCGGCUGGUGGACGCCGCUGUCAAGGACCUGGAGCCCAGCCAGCUGGUGCUCUUCAUCCAGUCCUUCGGCAUCCCAGUGGCUAGUAUGUCGCGGCUGCUGGCCUCGCUGGACGAAGCCGUGGUCUCGAAUCUACCAGCGCUGCAGGACGCAGUCUUGGACAAAAGCCAUAAAGCCUACAUGGCCCAGUUACUGGAGGUGCAGCAUAGCCGGGGCGCGGUGGGGGGCACCGCUUUCGCUGAGGUGUUGGGGGGCGCCAAGCCCGAGGACCCCCCACAGCGGAGGUCAUCUCGCCCCCGCACCUCCCCCCUUCUCACCCCUCUCAAC